AUGGCGGAGCCGCCGCGGCUGCAGGGAGCGCCGGGGAUGGCCGGGCCCCCGGGGCUGGAGGAGUGCUCAUCGCGGGGAUUCUCGGAGGAGCAGUUCCGGGCCGCCUGCCGGGAGCUGGACCAGCCGGCGCCGGCCGCGGAGUGCCCCUGGCAGCUCCUGGUGGAGACCAUGGGAGUGCGGAUCUACCGGCUGUACCACGAGCAAUCAGGACUUUAUGAAUAUAAAAUCUUUGGUGGUCUUGCUGACAUUCCCCCAAAAUUGUGUGCAGAUGUCUACAUGGACUUGGAUUUCAGAAAAAAGUGGGAUCAGUAUGUUAAAGAACUGUAUGAGAAAACAUAUGAUGGUGAAAAAGUAAUCUACUGGGAAGUGAAGUACCCUUUUCCUCUCUCAAACAGAGAUUAUGUCUAUAUUCGGGAACGCCGGGAGAUGGAUGUGGAUGGGAGGAAGAUCUGGGUUGUGUUAGCAAAAAGUGUGGCUGUUCCUCAGUGCCCUGAAAAGCCUGGUAUUAUCAGAGUUAAAAGCUAUAAACAAAGCCUGGUAAUUGAAAGUGAUGGCAAGGCUGGAUGUAAAGUCUAUAUGUACUAUUUUGAUAAUCCUGGUGGCAUGAUUCCAUCCUGGCUGGUCAACUGGGCUGCCAAGAGUGGUGUGCCUGCUUUCUUGAAGGAUAUACAAAAAGCUUGCCUUAAUUACUCUAAGAGCACAUAGGUUUAAGAGUGCCAUGCUGGGCAGGUCACAAAUGACAGGCUGAUACUGUGAGCUGCCUUACUUUUAAAGGAUUUUGAAAGAAUAAGUUGGAUUAGAACUAAACAGGCUUCUUGUGUUCUGCCAGCAGUUCAGGCAUUUUUCAAUGUCUUUGACUUGGAGGCUGUCACUGGAUUGAAUAUUACAGUGUUACACAACAUGAUAUAACAAAAUUUUAUAAAGAGACUAUCUGAGGAUGAAUCUUCCUGGAACAAUGAUGCAAACUAAAUAAUUUGCAGUUCUUUCUGAACAAAACUGACCUCUGUGCCACAACAGUCCAAACCUUACCUAUAAUUGUACACCUACCUUAAAAUUUGAGUUGAAAUGUUUACAAGCAACAUGUACCUAGUGAGCUGAGUAUGUGCACAGAGAUGAAUCAUGUACAAAAGAGGUCAUUUUUUCAUUAUUUUUCUCCAGACAAUCUGUAAUUCUGUUUAGUCUUUAAGGAAAUGAAAGCAGGAGAAAGACUGAAAGCAUUUUAUAAUUAUGAAUUCACUUUGUCUUAGUUGUCACCAAGGCAGAGUAUCCAUGUGUAUGCAGUGUGCUGAGGUACUGAGGCUGGGAGUUCAGGAAGGUGAAUGGCUCCUCUGUCAAUCCAGCUGGAAUUUGAUUUCCUACAGACCCACACUGAGCGUGUAGAACACACAGCCUUUGCUCACAUCCAUGCUGAACCCAUUGCACAGGCACUGCUUGUGCUGUACACAACUUUCUGAAUUAAAACACAUUUGAUUAAACAGCAGAUACUAACACCGGCUUUUCCACUGGUUACAAGCAACUAAGCAAUGAUGUGAGAUGAAAGCAACAUCAGAUCUUGUCUUUAAUUCCCUGUGGGCUUUUAAAGUAACAUAAAUAUGCAGAGACACUCCAGUUUAAGUCUGGGUUACUACACCCAUUUGUAUUACUAGGGAAGGAAAGUUUGUGUGAUGUGGCUUCAUCUCUAAAUGGAAGAUUGUGACUAGAAAAAGUUCAGUAUGUUCAGUCUUUGGAUGUAAAGACGUUCUUAAACCAUUGUAGAGCAUUAUUAAUGACUGAUUAAAUAUUGAUCUCCCAUAAAUUAUGCAUGUAUCAUGUGAGCCUUUCUGGAUAGCUUGAGCAGGAAUUUACCUGCAGUGAAAGCUGUUAAGUCACCAUGCAUUAUGAAUUGUGGUGCACAGGGUUAUAAAACACAAACCCCCUUCCCAUGCUAUUUGCUCAUGUAGACCUUGAGGUUGGUUUUGUUUCACCCACCUGCCCAAAACUGGAGUGCAAAGUCACUUCUUUUAGUGAUGUGUUGUAAGAAAAGGAUUGUCUGAAUAAAACAAGAAUGAACAUUUCUGUUAGGUGAUGGCUGAGCCUCUAUCUUUUGUAUCCUACCUCAGUUAACAGAUUGGUAGGUAUCACACUACUGAUUAACAGGGACUAAUGAAGUUUUCCCAGCAGCCAAACAGAACUAGAAAAUGCUGUAGUUUCAGUCAACAAACAGGCUUCUGCUCCAAAGUGCAAUAUCAGAGUUUGCAUAAACUUAAUAAGCUUUGGAUCUAUUCUCAUACAGAAAUUCUGUUCUAAAUUUAGCAGCUCUUACUGAAGCAUGUUUUGGCAUGUUCUUCACAAAAAGAAGUGGUGGUUUUUUCAGAGUGACUGGUUCCCCACUCCCUGUUUCCAUAAGGAAUGAUGCUGUAACAAAAUGAAUAUAAACCAUUCUUCCACGAUGAGUUCCAGCCAUUCAAAUCCAUUAUUUCCAUGCAAUCUCUGUGUACAAUGAAUGUAUUUGAGUUGGAAGGUAGAGUUAAGGGAAAGAUUCUCAUUUUCAGAAGGGAUCUAAUGAUACUUAAAUGUCACUUAGCCAACUGUUAUUUCUCCCUGAGCACAGAUUUACCUUCCUCUAUUGAGAUAAUUCACAACCAAAUUUACUGUCUCACUAUAGUUCCCUGAUCAAAUGACUACACUUUCAGACAAAAAACUUUGUCUUCACUCAUCUCAGUUUCAAGACUCUGAAAACUUUCAUACAAAAAUAGAAAAGAAGAUGUAUGGCAGGAGCAAAGUUGUUAUAAAUUCAGAUGGACUGCAUGAAAGAUAAAUACUUUUUGAUGAGCAGUAAAGAACAAAUCUCUACAGCAGAAUUGGUUUUGCUGGUUCUUUUCAUGCCACUCUUAUUUACCACUGUAGACUUCGGAGUCCUGAUC
This is a messenger RNA of Catharus ustulatus (Swainson's thrush), 2903 nucleotides long. It is a transcript of the gene PCTP, whose product is annotated as phosphatidylcholine transfer protein. The transcript is spliced from 7 exons. Lineage: Eukaryota; Metazoa; Chordata; Aves; Passeriformes; Turdidae. Gene Ontology annotation, molecular function: phosphatidylcholine binding; phosphatidylcholine intramembrane carrier activity. The record is from RefSeq and is a predicted model, not a curated record. The coding region runs from base 1 to 705 and encodes 234 amino acids.